CACAGCGAGCUCCGUUGGACAGGCUCUUGGGAAAGCGUUAUCAGUCGGGUGCAAACAGCUCUGCACAGUUUGUUUUGUUUGGUUUUGGUUGUGGGGUUUUUUGUUGGCUUUUUUUUUUCUUUUAACUGCCGUUGUGUUCUGGCUGCACCUUACUCGGCAAUAAAAACAAUGUGAAGCACGUGCUUUGCUCCUCCUCCUCCUGCUCGGUGGCUGAACUGUGUGAUUAGGGUUGGACAUGACUAUUGCAAACAAGAUAGCGUGGGUUGCGCCCAGGUGCGGAGUUCAGAAACAAGUCCUUAUAAUAGGUGGAGAAAUUUACUUGGGAAAUCUUCAGGAGUUAGGCAGGCACCCGGCUUUCACCUAUCUCUCUGCCCCCAUGGAGUUGGGUAUUUUUGGUGGUUUGUUUUUUUGGGUUUAUUUUCCUUUCUGGCAAGAUCUUAGCUUCUAAAGCAAAGUUGGUUACAGCAGCAGUUUGAAAAACAGUGAUAUGUGUGUGUCCUGAGUGUGCCAGAGAGAGUUAAAAGCAAGACUGAUGGUUCAUGCGUUUCUAAGAAGUGAUAAGCAAUCAUUCCUUGAAAAGUAGGUUUUACUCAUACAGUAAUUUGCUAGUAUGGAAUUUUGCAUCCACCUCUUCCUUGUUGAAAAGUUUGCCUUGGGUUUCAAGUGGUCAGAUCUUUAAAUUACUGGAUACAUAAAGCAAAAUGAAUUGAACUUGUAAUUGCAUUGCCUUGUUCUUAUGUUAAAUGUCCAGAAAGGUUUACUCUCUUAAGUGGCCUUUUAAAAGUAAAUGUAUUUUCAGAUAGCUCUGUAAACUUCUGCAGGCAAAUAUGCAUUCUUUAAAUUUCGUAUUUGUUUUAUUGUUGGCAUGUGAAAAGGUUGAAAGCAGUUACAUUUAAAAAAAAAAUCCAAACCUAUUCUGCUACUUUAAGUUCUGAAAUGAGAACCCAAAAAUUAGACUAACAAAUUGGUCAAAAAUUAGAUGACAAAACAGUUACACAGUUCUUAAAAUAAUAUUUUUUAGUCUUGAUCUUAGGCACUUUUUUUCCUUUGGAAAAAAGCAACGUUUGGAAAAAGUUUGCCAAGGAAAUACUUUUGAAAGGUUUCAAAAAUCUUAAUCUUGACGUCUUUAAUUGCAAGAUGUCGGUAACAAAAAAAAUUGUCUGGAAGGAUGUGUUUUCCCCCCAUCCCUUGCUUUAAGUCAUGGCAUUUAGAACAUGUAACUUCUUAUUUUCUUGGAAGAAGAAAACAUCAGUAUAUCUCUAAGUGAUGGCUGUGUUGUCUUUUUGUUUUUUAAGUUGGCUGUUUACAAAAAUGUGGGACAGUAUCCCACAACUUCCAUGAGUGGGUUUUGGUCUGUAACCAGCUCAUAUUAACUAUUUAGAGCUCAUCCCAGUUAGCUCCGAGGCGCUCAUUGAGAGCUGUCGAUGACCUGGUCUGCUCCUGUCAACACACCCCAGAGGCCUUUUUUCCAGAAGAAAAAUGAAUACAGUUUUGUCAGUGGUAGCUCUCUCCUGGUCUGAAAGGGAGACAAAAAAGAGGGGAAAAAAACCCCAAACCCUACCUUAAUGCCAUGGUAAAAGUAGCCUACCUAACUGGAACAUUCAUGCAGAUUUACUGCCUUGCUAGCAAAGGACAAGUCCUCUGUAAAGGAGGACUUGGAGAGCCCAGUCUAACAGUACCUUCUGUAGCUUUUUACAGAUGGCUUUGGAAAGACUUGGACUUCAAACAGGCAACCCUGAAUUUGGCAAGUUAAUAGCUUGCCUGUGGUGAAUGCUUGUUAUAACCUAUUUGUUUGGAAUAUUUGUUUAGCCUAAAGCUUAAACUAAUGUUGCAUUUCAGACUAGCUUAUUAUAAAUAUUGUUCUUGCACUAUGCUGAGUUAUUAUCUCUAACAGAAACAUGACAGGCUUGCAGUGAAUUUGCCAAUUAAAUCUUGAUUAAUUUUAAGUUGAAUUCCAUUUUCAUGGUUGCAAAAUCCAAUUCCUUUAUAUUUUUGUUAGUUGCAGAUGGUUCUGAGUCACUGUUCAGUUUUCUUGCUUUUCUUCACUGAUGAAGUGGCUCAGCGCAGAACUGAGUCUCUGGCAGAAAGCUUGUUCCAGCACAGGAAUUGUGCUCUGCAUAGUCCCGUAGACAGGAACUGAAUCGUGGAAAACAGUUCUCAGGAAGCAAGUAGAGAUUUUUGCCCAGUACUGUUUUCAUCCUCUGCUUGCUUGCAAGUGUGAUGGGAGUAAAAAUAAGAGCUGAAAAAAGUCAAGACAAAUUUUCUUCAUCAGUCUUUCGUGACCGUAUGUUCAGAAUGAAACGAGGAAGGAAAACUAAUGAGGCCAACAGCAGUUCAUCUGACGACACAACUGAGAACGAAUCCAAGAGACACAAGAUUGUAGAGAAGAAAACCACAGUUGUGCAGAGUCCUGACUGGGCAAAUCUGCUCCAAGACAUUAUCCUGCAGGUGUUCCAGUACUUGCCACUUCUGGAUCGUGCUCAUGCAUCCCAGGUCUGCAGGAACUGGAACCAGGUGUUUCAUAUGCCCGAUCUCUGGAGGUGCUUUGAGUUUGAGCUGAAUCAACCAGCCACCUCGAACCUGAGGACUACACACCCCGAGCUAAUCAAGCAAAUAAUAAAGAGGCAUUCCAAUCACCUGCAGUAUGUUAGCUUCAAGGUGGACAGUAGCAAGGAAUCUGCAGAAGCAGCUUGUGAUAUUUUAUCACAGCUUGUGAAUUGCUCUCUGAAAACACUUGGGCUAAUUUCAACUGCCCGGCCAAGCUUCAUGGAUUUACCAAAGUCUCACUUUAUUUCUGCACUGACAGUGGUGUUUGUGAACUCCAAAUCCCUCUCUUCACUUAAGAUUGAUGACACACCCGUAGAUGAUCCAUCUCUCAAGGUUCUGGUGGCUAACAACAGCGACACACUCAAACUGUUGAAAAUGAGCAGCUGUCCUCAUGUUUCUCCAGCUGGUAUCCUGUGUGUGGCUGACCAGUGCCAUGGCUUGCGCGAGCUGGCGCUGAACUACCACCUGCUGAGCGACGAGCUGCUGCUCGCUCUGUCUUCGGAGAAACACGUCAGGUUAGAACACUUGCGCAUCGAUGUGGUCAGUGAAAAUCCCGGACAGACUCAGUUCCACACCAUUCAGAAGAGCAGCUGGGACGCUUUCAUCAAGCAUUCUCCUAAAGUAAAUUUAGUCAUGUACUUUUUCUUGUACGAGGAGGAGUUUGACCCGUUCUUUCGUUACGAGAUACCCGUCACUCACCUGUACUUCGGAAGGUCAGUCAGCAAGGACGUGCUGGGCCGCGUUGGGAUGACGUGCCCGCGGUUGGUUGAACUGGUGGUGUGUGCCAAUGGAUUGCGGCCGCUGGACGAGGAGCUGAUCUGCAUCGCGGAGCGGUGCAAGUACCUGUCGGCCGUGGGCCUCGGAGAAUGUGAAGUCUCUUGCAGUGCCUUUGUGGAGUUCGUGAAGAUGUGUGGCGGUCGCCUCUCUCAGCUCUCUAUUAUGGAGGAAGUUUUGAUUCCUGAUCAGAAAUACAGCUUAGAGCAGAUUCAUUGGGAGGUUUCAAAGCAUCUUGGUAGAGUCUGGUUCCCAGACAUGAUGCCCACUUGGUAAAGUCCUUAAAAGACUCCAGGGCGAAUGGAGUAGCACCUUAAACCCAAGCUUACCAUAUUGCAAUUUCCUGUAUAAGCUUAUUUAAUAAUAUAGAUUUUGCUGCAACUUAAUUAAUGGUUUGAUUAGAAAAUUAAUUUUUCUUUCAAAAAUUGUUUUGGAACUUGAGAACUAAAAGAGUCCAAACAAAUUCAUCCAAACAAAUUCAGGUUUUUUUUUAUAUUUAGUCUUUGUCAUUAAAGGUGACCUCAGAUAUUUUUGGAAAUAAAAAUUAUUUAAAAUAUUGAAA
Onychostruthus taczanowskii (white-rumped snowfinch) is the source of this 3883-nucleotide messenger RNA. It is a transcript of the gene FBXL3, whose product is annotated as F-box and leucine rich repeat protein 3. Gene Ontology annotation, molecular function: protein binding. Gene Ontology annotation, biological process: regulation of cell cycle; SCF-dependent proteasomal ubiquitin-dependent protein catabolic process; G2/M transition of mitotic cell cycle. Gene Ontology annotation, cellular component: nucleus; SCF ubiquitin ligase complex; cytosol. Bases 2221 to 3597 code for a protein of 458 amino acids. Lineage: Eukaryota; Metazoa; Chordata; Aves; Passeriformes; Passeridae. The record is from RefSeq and is a predicted model, not a curated record. The transcript is spliced from 5 exons.